AUGUGUUUCAAAAUAGGAAGAGAAUUGACCAAGGAGGAACUUAAAGAGAGAGAAAAGAAAAGGAAAGCUAUAGAGAAGGAGAAAAAGAAAAGAGAAGAAAAGGAGCAGAGAGAGAAGGAGAAGAAGAGGCAAGAACAAGAGGAGAUGAAGAGGAAAAAAGAGAAGGAGAAGAAGAAGCGUGAAGAGUUGAAAAGAAAAGAAAAAGAGAAGGCAAAAAUGAAGCACAAGGUGAAGAAAUAA
Messenger RNA from Prunus armeniaca (apricot), 240 nucleotides. The record is from the annotation of a GenBank genome assembly. Lineage: Eukaryota; Viridiplantae; Streptophyta; Magnoliopsida; Rosales; Rosaceae.